Fragaria vesca subsp. vesca is the source of this 2859-nucleotide messenger RNA. RefSeq lists its product as uncharacterized. Bases 1 to 2859 code for a protein of 952 amino acids. NCBI's taxonomy places the organism in Eukaryota, Viridiplantae, Streptophyta, Magnoliopsida, Rosales, Rosaceae. The transcript is spliced from 6 exons. The record is from RefSeq and is a predicted model, not a curated record.
AUGGCCGACAGGAGCUGGAUGCAGUUACAUAGAGGGCAUCCGCGAUACAUGAGAGGAAUUUUUGAAUUUAUCGAGUUUGCCCGUGGUAAGACUUCUCCUGGACAACUUUUCCACAUUUGUCCCUGCGGAAAAUGUCGCAACAGAUCUGCCAAUUCUGUAACUUUUGAGGACAUGUAUGUUCACCUGUCACAAUAUGGUAUUUGUCCCAAUUUUACCACUUGGAUAUGGCACGGCGAAGCAAGUGAACAUAUGCCCACAUUUGUAGAUAUUCAAGCACAACGUAACCAGGGCGAGUCUUCCUCUAGUGCCAAUUUCGGGGACCCUGGUGUGAUGAAUUUCCUAAACGAUGCAUUUCCGUCCGCCUCAGCAUACGAUGGAAGUGUUUCACAGGACAACAGCAAUACAACAUUCCCUGAUGUCUCCCAGAUGAGUAUCAAAAAGAAGAGGAACAAGACCGUUGCUUGUUUUAACGAUGACAUUGCACUUCUAAAGGAGUUGCUUCCUGCUGACAACGACUGUCCGAAAAAUUAUGACAAGGUCAAAAGCAUCUUGAGUGAGUUCGGUCUUGAGUACAUCAAGAUAGAUGCAUGCGUCAAUAACUGCAUCCUGUACUACAAAGGUUAUAAGGCCGCAUUCGAGUGCCCACACUGCUAUGAGCCGAGGUAUGAACCACACGCUCGUUCUAGACAGACAGGCCCCAUUCCUAGGAAGGUUCUUCGCUAUUUCUCAUUGGGUCCUCGUCUACAACGUCUCUAUAUGUCUUCACAUACGUCCAAACAUAUGAGAUGGCACCACGAAAGGCACCAGCAGGGGCCGGAUAGGCCUAGGGUAGAUCCGGAUAAUCUCACACACCUCGCAGACGGGGAGGCUUGGAAUCACUUUGACCGUUCAUUUCCUGAUUUUGCCUUUGAAUGUCUAAAUGUCAGACUUGGACUAGCAACAGACGGAUUCAAUCCUACUGGAGACAUGAAUAACUCUUACAGUAUAUGGCAUGUGAUAGCAUUUCCGCUCAACUUGCCUCCAAACAUGUGCAUGAGGACGGAGUACAAUUUUCUUACUGUGUUAGUUCCGGGCAAGUAUAGUAAGACUUACUUCUUCAUGAGAGCAGCGGUUCUUUUUACCGUCAAUGAUUUUCCUACUUACGGGAUGAUAUCUGGUCAAACUACCCAUGGAUACAAGGAGUGCCCUAUAUGUAUAGACGAGGUCAAUUCCAGUCAUCAUGCCCACAGAGUUGUUUACUUAGGAUCCCGUAGAUGGCUUCCACCGGAUCACCCGUGGUGGUACGAUGCACAAGUAUUUGAUGGGACUGUUGAGCAUGGCCCGAAACCAGAAGGGAGGUCUGGUCAAUGGAUUCUGGAUAUGCUGAACCAGCACUGGUUUGGAAUUUUAAGCAGCACUAGGUAUGUAAACGACCAGAAUCCUCCCACCCCUGAAGAGUUUAAGUAUUGGACGCACAUGAGUUCAUUCUUUGAGUUGCCUUACUGGUUGACAUUGAAGAUCAGACACAACUUAGACGUCAUGCACAUAGAGAAGAAUGUUUGUGACAACAUCCUUGAAACAAUUCUAGACAUCAAAGACAAGACCAAAGACACCGCCAAAGCUCAUGCUGACCUUCAAAAGAUGGGUAUACGUCGAAAUCUAUGGAUAAAGUUGAACAAAAAGACCGGCAAACAUGUAAUGCCUCAACCUCAAGUAGGCUACACGGUGGUUCCUAAUAAGAGGUCAGAGAUAUUUAAGUGGCUUCGUGAGGUUAAGUAUCCUAGUGGGUAUGCUGGAAAUAUAGCUCGAUGUAUUAAGAUGGGGGAAAAUAAGAUUAUCGGGUUGAAGACCCAUGACUGUCAUGUGGUUGACACGCAACUUGGAGAUUACAAGAAGACGAACAGGAACAAACAUUUCCCUGAAGGUUCGAUCACGGCGGCGGCUUACAUUUCUAGUGAGUGUGUAACCUUCUACAACAUAUAUCUUAAUGAUGAACACACGGGAGGGGAAUCUUCAGGAGGGGGAAAUCAAUUUCAUUUAUCAGUUGUUUCCGACGAAGUACAACCGUAUGGCAGGCUAGGUAGGGAAUACAGAUUGAGUCGCGAAGAAUUGAAGGAGGUUCAUUGGUGCGUCCUUCAACAUUGCGAUGAAUUGGAGGACUAUCUGGAGAAACAAUUGAGCAAGCAAAAUGGGAAUGAAGCCAUUCACAAGAAAGAUUUUCCUGACUACUUCCCGAUUUGGAUGAUGGAUAUUCAACAGAACCAACGUGAAUUUUACGACCCCGAGCUGCAUUGUUUGGCUGGCGGACCGCUAAAGCACAGAGCACAUGCGGUAUGUUUUGUUAACGGGGUUAAGUUUGUGACAUCAGAACGAGAUGAUGGUCGCAUCACCCAAAACAAUGGAGUCAUGGUUGAGGACAAGUCUCACAACUACUACAGGGUGCUUAUUAGUGUUAUCGAACUAAUCUACGGGAACCGUAUGCCGGUCGUGUUGUUCAAGUGCAAAUGGUUCAAUACUGACCCAAAUGUUUGCAGGAGUACGGUUACAGACCAUGGUUUGUUAUCAGUGAACACAAACACUUCAUGGUAUGAGAAUGAGCCGUUUGUUAUUGCCGCCAUGGCACAACAAGUCUUUUAUCUUGAUGAUCCGGCUAUGGGUGAGGGUUGGAAAGUGGUGCAGGAAACUCCACCUGUAAUUCCCAAUGACAUGGACAUUCGCGUCAACGACCAACACGUUCCAGCCAUUACAGGUUACAUUGAAGUUACUGUGACUGAACCCGAAGAAGAUGACGAAUACGAGGACGAAGAAGAUGAGGAUUCAGAGGAAUUCGAGGAGGAUGAUGAUCCCGAAGACCAAGAUUAUGAAGACGAGUAUGAUUAA